UGCAACAGGGCUGGCCGAGCUGAAGCAUACUCGGAUCAGUAGUAUAAGCAUCUUGACAGUCCGUGUUGAUUCACGUCUUAGCGGGCUGUCAGCAAGCAUUCGCUAACUUUUUCGCACAGACGUGUCUCGUGACAUUUGCCGUGCCCUUUCACGUUUACAGCCGCGGUUGCGGCUGACCACAAUGACGCGAAGUAGAACAUGAAUGUGUGUGUUACCUUUGAAGUCAUUCGAGUUCCUCGCUUUCUUCUGGAUCAGAUUCAGUCACUAUCCUCACGUUGCUGGACAUUUUGUUUCUCUAGUUGAGCGAUUACCACACCUGUUACAAGAAGACCGUGGAUGUUAUGACUUGUCAACUUUAAUGUGAUGCACUGCGGUCGUCAACGCUGUCUUCACACUUGGUGGCAAAUUCUGGGUUUAGUUGUUUGAAUUUAUAAAUUAUGUACUUAUGAGCCAUUAGUAUCGAAUUACCGAGCUUUCAAAUCGAGCAUGCCCAUUGUCCUGAGAUCUGAGUGGAUCUGUAUCCCAAACCGUCAAACCUGGCAGGCAAUGUGUUGGAGUCGUUCAUCCAGGAAGUCUGGUCGAAGUUUCCAUUCCCGGCGAGCUAAGAUCUUCGUGGGACCGUGAAUCUUUGGAUGGGAUGGUGAUGAAGGUAGACGGCUCCAAAAGUCAGGUUCGCUACUUCAUUCAUUUCCCAAACCUGGAUACUCGCCAUGACCGCUGGGUCGCUAUGCGGGACAUAAUCCAGGUGUAUCGGACCGAAGACGACACAACCCAUGCGGCUGCUGGUGCACCGGCCGCGGCGGCGUCGCCGUCCCGCCCAACGAAGCGGCGCCUGGCGUUCGACCCGUCACCGGGAAGGCGUCUGCCGUUCGAGCCGUCAGCGACAGCCGAGCGUCCCGUUCCACACGACGAGGCGGGGGAAGCACCGGUCACCACCCAGCUGGCGUCUCGGCGACAGUGCGGUCACCCGGGGAAGCAGGCUGCUCGGAAAUCGGGCUCGCCCAAACAAGCGCGCUCUAGGACACUGGCGGUACCCCACUCCCCACGGGUGGAGGGUGUGACUGGACUGACACCGCACGCAGAGGCGCCCGAUCGGCCUCCGGUUCCGCCCGCAAAGACAGGACUGGUGACGCAGGCUAGUGGCUCGGCUCCGGCUCCCCGCACACGACGGAGCUGUUCCGUCAUCGUCAGCGUGGCACAGCGUCCUGGGCCGCCCUCUCAUCCUCCAGCGCAGCCCCAGCAGGAGACGGGAGUAGCCAUGGAGACGCCCGAUCGGAAUCAGAGUCCACCAGCACAGGCCGCGCCGGUGACACAAGCGACGGAGCCUCCUGGCAGGCGGCGGGGUCGUCCCCCGAAGGCCAUCACCAAUGUGGCGCAGGGUACUGGGCCGCCCUCUCAUCCUCCAGCGCAGCCCGAGCAGGAGACGGGAGUAGCCAUGGAGACGCCCGAUCGGAAUCAGAAUCCGCCAGCACAGGCCGCGCCGGUGACACAAGCGACGGAGCCUCCUGGCAGGCGGCGGGGUCGUCCCCCGAAGGUCAUCACCAAUGUGGUGCAGAGUACUGGGCCGGCCUGUUUUCCUCCAGCUCAUCUCGAGCGUGAGGCAGGGGUGGCCAGAGAGCGCCCUCAUGAACAGAUUGGCCGUGAACCGAGACAGGUCGGCAGUGUGCGACGCCGCAUAGGGGCGAAAACGACUAAAGAAUGUGUCACUUCAGACGUCCCGAACUUACCUGCGCUGACCGGCCGUGAUUGGGAGGACACUGGACAAGCACCAGAGACGCUGAUCCGGCGGUCUGGUCCGGGUGCACCGACGGGGGUUUGCGGGCAGCGCGGUGGCCGGCGUGCCACUAGGAGAUGUGGGCCGACUGUCAAGGCCGACCCGGCGGAUGACCCCGCUCCUGACCGCCACCAGUCUAUCUUGCUGACGAACAGUGGCGGAGCGGUGACAGAGCCGGCGCUACGCCAGGAUAUGGGGACCGCAUGCCUUCGUGCACGCGAUCGAGGAAGCCGUGGUAUGGGAGACGGCGCCGUGGUCGACGUGUCCACGUCCCACGUUAAUGUGUCGGACGGUCAUGCAAAGAUAUCACGUGGAAUGGGCCGUUCCGGGCGUCCGAGCGUGGCAUCUGCGGGGAAGGACCCAUCGCCAGCGGGUGAAGCACCAGGCGAUAGCAUUCGAACACAGGCCUCGGCAGACGCAGAUGCUCGUCCGGCGGCUGGCGCGGAUCCACCUCCGGCCCCAGCGGCCACUGGCCCGCGCAAGCGACGCGCCCCCGCCCUCAAGACGCGCCCUCCGAAGGGCGUUAUCAUACAACCGGCUGCGGCGUCUGUGCUGGAGACUCUCCGUGCUGGCAGCGUCGUGUACGUGGCCUGCUGGACGGAUAGUCACGGCUGGCGCUGCCUGUAUCCGGCUGAGGUGGUGCGUGUGAACAGAGACCUGUGGUAUCCGCAAUACCGGGUCCACUAUCCGGGAUGGAGGGCUAAGCACGAUGAAUGGAUAGCUGAGGACGUCAUACACAGCGUGGUGACGUCGCAUAGCCAGAUGACCGUGGCACUGCGGCACUGGUGA
Messenger RNA from Pollicipes pollicipes, 2563 nucleotides. RefSeq names its product nascent polypeptide-associated complex subunit alpha, muscle-specific form. Gene Ontology annotation, molecular function: DNA binding. The transcript is spliced from 6 exons. Lineage: Eukaryota; Metazoa; Arthropoda; Thecostraca; Pollicipedomorpha; Pollicipedidae. The coding region runs from base 638 to 2563 and encodes 641 amino acids. The record is from RefSeq and is a predicted model, not a curated record.